This is a messenger RNA of Myripristis murdjan (pinecone soldierfish), 2338 nucleotides long. RefSeq names its product cartilage acidic protein 1a (gene crtac1a). The record is from RefSeq and is a predicted model, not a curated record. Lineage: Eukaryota; Metazoa; Chordata; Actinopteri; Holocentriformes; Holocentridae. The coding region runs from base 420 to 2063 and encodes 547 amino acids. The transcript has 16 exons. Gene Ontology annotation, biological process: axonal fasciculation.
GCAAAAAAGAAAAAAAGAAAUAAUCAGGAACAAUAAAUAGACUGCUGGAGGGAGGUUUGUAUGCACAACAAGGGCUGAGUUAGUGCACGACAGUGAUGUGUGAGUGUGAGAAGACAGUGUUUCCUACUAAUGGGCUGCUAGACUGCAGAGGAGGAUACUGUCAUCCUAGAUGAGGCGGGGCAGAGGCGCCUCUGGAGCACAUGCCCGGGGUACCGCAGGCCAGCCAUUGGUCAACUGCAUUAAUUAUUCAGACAGAUCCUCACUGAUUGGUCAGUCACUUAUGCAAGCUGUUGCAUAGCCAAAGUUGUGUAAGGUUGAAGAAAAAAACAUUGUCCGUGCCAGAACUGUUGUGAAGAUCGGGAAUCGCUGCAACGAAUCAAGCACAUUUACUCUCCACACUCUAUUAUCAGGUUGCAGUGAUGUGGCGUUCAAGUCUGUGGCUCCUCCUCGUAGGACUGUGGCACCAGACCCUCGCUCAGAGCUCUGAGCCCUUGUUUCAGGUCGUGACAGACACCGUGCUUCCUCCUGACAGUUUGCACAAUCCUACGCAGCUCAAUUAUGGGAUGGCUGUUACAGAUGUCGAUGGUGAUGGCGAUCUGGAAGUGGUGGUGGCAGGGUAUAAUGGGCCCAACCUGGUGCUGAAGUACGACCGCAAUCAGAACAAGCUCGUAAACAUCGCCGUGGAUGACAGCAACUCUCCAUACUACGCCCUGAGGGAUACAGCAGGGAACGCUAUUGGAGUCACUGCCUGUGAUGUGGACGGAGACGGGCGCGAGGAGAUCUAUUUCCUCAAUACAAACAACGCCUACUCUGGACGGGCAAGUUACUCAGACAAGCUCUUCAAGUUUCGCAAUGGGCGCUUUGAGGAUCUGCUGAGUGACAACAUCAACGUGCUUCGAGGCGUGGCGAAUCGUAUGGCAGGACGAUCUGUGGCGUGUGUGGAUAGGAAGGGCACAGGCCGUUAUGCAGUCUACGUUGCCAACUAUGCCAGUGGCAACGUCGGCCCCCACGCUCUCAUAGAAAUGGACGAGGCUGCUAGUGAUGUGGCCAACGGCGUCAUUGCUCUGUCUGAAGUGGCUUCUCAGGCCGGAGUCAACAAGUUCACAGGUGGGCGUGGCGUGGUAGUGGGACCCAUCCUCAGCCCAGUGAUGUCUGACGUGUUCUGUGAUAACGAGAACGGGCCCAACUUCCUGUUCAAGAACAAUGGAGACGGGACUUUUGUUGACAUGGCCAAAAAGGCAGGUGUGGAGGACAGAUAUCAGCAUGGCAGAGGAGUAGCACUAGCUGACUUCAACGGCGAUGGAAAGACAGACAUUGUCUACGGCAACUGGAACGGCCCACACAGACUUUUCCUGCAGGGCAGCGACAACAAGUUCAGGAACAUAGCCACUGCAGCAUUUGCAACCCCCUCCCCUGUGCGCACAGUCAUUGCUGCUGACUUUGAUAAUGACAAGGAGCUGGAUGUGUUUUUCAACAACAUUGCCUACAGAGGAAACGCCCCCAACAGAGUCUUCAGGGUGUCAAAAAGAGCCGGUGCAGAUCCUUUGAUCCAGGAGUUGAACGUGGGAGACGCCGCCGAGCCGCAGGGACGAGGCACAGGUGGCACUGUAACAGACUUGGACGGCGACGGACAGCUGGACCUACUGCUGGCACAUGGAGAGAGCGCCUCCCAGCCUAUCUCUGUCUUCAAGGUCACACAGGGCUCAACUAAUAAGUGGCUCCGAGUGAUCCCUCGCACCCAGUUUGGAUCUUUUGCCCGGGGUGCCAAGGUGACAGCCUUCACCAAACAGAGCGGAGCUCACACACGCAUCAUCGACGGAGGCUCGGGGUAUCUGUGUGAGAUGGAACCCGUCGCCCACUUUGGUUUAGGAAGUGAUGAGGUGACUGUACUGGAGGUCUCUUGGCCAGAUGGCACCUCAGUGGCUCGCCCUCUUCUGCCCAGCGAAAUGAACUCUGUGGUGGAAGUAGCCUAUCCAAAGGAAGGGGAAAUGCCUGUGCUUGCCAAUGAUACGCAGUGUGGCAACGGCUUUGCUGUCAACAAUGGCCGCUGUGCAGGCAUUUGAGUGCACUACUGUGAGAUACAAUUAUUUUUUUUUUCUUUUUUUUUAUGUGUGCAGGUACAUGAUUAUCAUAGAAAACAUGGCUAUAAUUUUUUUUCACUGUUGUUUUUUUCCUGUGUUAAGAUGCAGCUUUGUCAUUUCUUUACUCUAUGAGUAGAUUGCCUUAUAUUUUAUGAAUGUUUUAUUCUCUUAAACCUUCAUUGUUCAGAUUUGUUACUAGCCUAUUGUUGUCUUUUAUGUGCUGGGGCCCAACUUCUAAAUAAACUGCUUCAAAUCAA